GACGCGGGGCGCCGGUGGCGCCAUCUUACCCGGCUCCGGGAGGGGUCACAGGUCAGUGCCCGAGCCCUACUGCCAGUGAAGGAAGACCAAGUGGGUGAUAUUGGACGGGCUGUGGACUUCCCGCCCCGGCGGGUGGUUUUUCCUCAGGGCAACCCAGGAUUCCCCAAGAGGACAAUGGAUUCUGGAACUCGCCCAGUUGGUAGCUGCUGUAGCAGCCCUGCAGGACUCUCACGCGAGUACAAACUAGUGAUGCUGGGUGCUGGUGGAGUGGGGAAAAGUGCCAUGACCAUGCAGUUCAUCAGCCACCGCUUCCCAGAAGAUCAUGACCCUACCAUUGAAGAUGCUUAUAAAAUCCGGAUUCGUAUUGAUGAUGAGCCUGCCAAUCUGGACAUUUUGGAUACAGCUGGACAGGCAGAGUUUACAGCCAUGCGGGAUCAGUAUAUGAGGGCAGGAGAAGGGUUUAUCAUCUGUUAUUCUAUCACGGAUCGUCGAAGUUUCCAUGAAGUUCGAGAGUUUAAACAGCUUAUUUAUCGAGUUCGACGUACUGAUGAUACACCUGUGGUUCUUGUGGGAAACAAGUCUGACCUAAAACAGCUAAGACAGGUCACCAAGGAAGAAGGAUUGGCUUUGGCCCGAGAAUUCAGCUGUCCCUUUUUUGAGACAUCUGCUGCAUACCGCUACUACAUUGAUGAUGUUUUUCAUGCCCUUGUACGGGAGAUACGUAGGAAAGAAAAGGAGGCAGUACUGGCCAUGGAGAAAAAAUCUAAACCCAAAAAUAGUGUAUGGAAGAGGCUAAAAUCACCAUUCCGGAAAAAGAAAGAUUCAGUAACUUGAAGGGAAGACAUAAAGUGCUCAUCUGUGAACUGCAGUGCUUAAUCAAAGCAGUCCAGUAACCUGCAAUAGUGAGCAUGGUGCUUGCUCUUUCUCCUUUUAUGACCAUUAUUUUAAAAGUAACUGAUGAGGGGGAUAUGCCUACUAGGAGUCUACAAUGAUGUGGUAUUUAAAGUAUUAUCUCUUAGUUAUUCUAAUUUUUUAACCCAGUGGAGCACUGUCUGCUUUUAAAUUAUCAGAUUAGAAUUUGAUCUACCAAUGUUUUGGGUUCUGUUGCUGAUAUUAAUUAAUGUAAAUUGUUUAUAUUUGGGAGUAUAUGUAUGCCAUGUGUGCUUGACUAAAUUCCCAAGAGGAAUUUUUUUUUUGCCAUGCGCUCUACAUUAUCCUUCAACUUUAGUUUUCUGGGACUGCCCCAGAGAAGGACCUCAGUCUCCUAUUCACACUGUGCUUUCUAAAGACAGAACAAAAAUUGUAUGAGGAGAUCUGUGCUAAAGUUCAGUGAAUAACUGUGGAGCUGACUCCUGUUGUGGAUAAUGGAGUGAUGAGAUUUAGGGAAAUCAGGCCAUAUGUUCACAGGGACUUGACUAGAAAAAGGUAAGAUAAGAACAGUGUUCCCAGUACAAGCCUUGCUUUUCUAAGAAGUGCAUGUUUCACCAAAUGCACUAGGGUGGGUGAGAACACACAGAAGCAUAUAAAAUAAAUUGAAUGUUUCUUGUAGGAAGAAAUUUUACUCUUCCAUUCAGGGUUUUGCCUUUCUUUACCUUCAAAGGUGAAUACUUUGGGAACCAUUACUGGAUUACUAAAUUCUUGUUUAAUCUACAUCCUUAAUUAGGACAGUCAUUGCCUUGUAUAAGUUUAUUUUUUUCCCCACAGAUGCACACACCAGUGCAUUUAAUUAAUUGUUUCUUAGUGUUUUGUCUUACUUCCCUGUGCUCUUUAGAAGAGCUACUUUGCCUGUCAACAUGUUUUUUAGGCCCUUCAUCAGGCUGACUGCAUUUUCCAUACAGAAUAGAGACCAGAAGUUUGAAUAAAAUUAUGUAUGUGCCUCCUUGACAUCAACAGCCACUAGACUCAGUGUUCUGAGAAAGUCUGUGGUAUUUCUGUUUAAUGAGUCAGUCUUAAAGCUUUAAAGUUCACAUGUGUUGAGUUUCUCAUCAGAAGAUUUCUUUACAAGAUCUUGCUGAGUUCGCCCCAGGAUUGUCUUAGUCUUGACAAAGUUUAGCCUAAGAGAAUACCACUUUGCUUCCUGUGCAUAGUUGAGAAACUAUAGUCCUAGGAAGAAACAGCUUUAAAUAUUGGUGGUGAGUUCUCUGUUUUAGGAUCAGGAUUAUUUUGAUAUCUGAACUUAUGUGUGGAGAGUAAACGUAAAAGUGCUAAGAGUAAAGCAUCAUGUAUUGAAUAUUAAAUGUCACUGAAGCAGUAUUUGUGUCCACUUUAAACUCUUAGAAGAUGCUUUUGUGUAGUACCUCUUAGAAAGUGCACAGCUCAACUAUUUUCCAUUUUCAUUACCAGCAAGAGGACAGAUUUGUUGUGUUUUUCUUUAUAAACUAAUGGUAUGUGUUCUAGAUUUAAAGAAAAGUGAGUUGUAACUUUUUAGCUCUGUGUAGUGGUCCAUUUUGAAACUCCUGGAAACAUUUUCCUACCAACUAAAUCAUGUUUUACUGUACUCAAGCCAUCCAAAAGUGAAAAACCCAGAAUUUGAGUCUGUGCAAGUCAAAAAUCUCACAGGAACCAUAGCACUUUGGAGAAGCAUGAGAGUAGAAAAGAAAUACAAUGCAGUUCUACUACAACAAUAUUUCACCACAUUUAAACUAGUUUAGAGCAUUUUAGUUUAAUGCCUUAGCUUCUCAUUACUAAUGACUUAGGGAAUUGUUAUUAGUAUCAAGCAAGACAUUGACAGCUAUAUAAUUACUGAAGAUAGUCAAGGCAAUGGAGAAUAUUGCCAGAAAGAAAGAUCUAUAAGACAGAAGGGAAUUUGUAUUGUAUAUAAGAAAAAUAAUAAAUGAGUGUUUUUAAGACUACUGCUGUCAUAUAUUUGAUCCUUGGAUUAAUUAGUACAUCAAUUAGCAUUGAGAAUUCUAUUCAUGGUGCUAGAGAGUUUGAGGGGUAUAAUAUGUAUGUCAUAGUUCUAUUUGUAGUGAUUAUGCAGUGUAGGUAAUUUAUAAGCUCUAAGGAAUCAGCUUUAUCUAAUUUGAGAGCAUUAAAGUUAAUUACUGCCUGGAACUUUGAAGAGAGAAAAAUUCAGGGACAAGUUGAAAGGCACUGGAACUGUGCAUGUCCAUACCAGAUCACUAAAUUACAAGAUUCAGAAGCUAAUGUCUAGAAUUAGCUGUUUAGAAUUCAGAAGGGGACAUAAGUUUUAACUUUGUGAUAUAUUAGCAAGAAUUGAUCUACUGUGAUGUUUGGGGAGGAGGAGAGAGAGAAAAUUUUUUUUACUUACACACUUGUAUAUGAAGACUGUAUGACACAAUACAAAACUUUUAAGCAGCUUGUUGGGCUUUUUCUUUACUUACCUAUGAGUGGGUAGAAAUGUUUUGAAUCAUUGCAAAAGGGUCAUUUUAAGAAAAAAUGCCAUGAAAUUUUAUAUUCUGGAAAAUAUUGAUUAAAAAAUAAUUGAGUGCCUACCAUGUACAGAACACCUAUGUCAAGUGCUAGAGAGCAUGCCAUGGAAUGCCCCUUAAUUCAAAGAAUCUCCUGUUGAUAAGGAGACAGGAAAAGCAUGGGAAAUGAUAGUGCAUUUGCCACCUGAUUAAGGGGGAUUUAAAAUUGUUUCAAGAGAAUGUGAGAGAAUGAUAAUUUUUUAUAUGAAGGUCAUUGCUUUUAUCUCCACUACUCUUAAAUGGGCUACUAGAGAGGACCUAAUUUGGACAUUAAAGGGAUGUAUUUUUGUGUCCUCGUUAUUUAACAUUUUUUGAAUGGGUCAGGAACUGUCGGUAUUGUCUGCUAUAGAAAUGGGGGUCAUGGAGGAGUGGCAUUCUAUUUUCUAAUAUAACCCCUGUUAGGGCAAUAGAAUUACAGUCAAAGUAUUUAUAAGCCUCUUCUGUGCACUAAGCAUUGUUUUAAGAGCUGUGAUUGAAAGGAAUAUAAAAUAUGGUCUCUUCUCUGGAGCUUUGAUAAAAUUUGCAUGGACAAAACAAGUAGAGAUCAGACUUUAAAGAGUAGGCUGUAUACUUCAAACUGGGGAUAUGGGAAUUCCGAAAAGGAAGGAAUUAGUAUUGUCCAUGGCAAAUAAGAGGAGCCUGACUCCUUAAGAGCUAAUGGAAGAGGAGACAAAUUAAAGAGGGAUUGAAUUUAAUUUGAAUGGAAUAAUAAAGAAGUCAAAGAGA
This is a messenger RNA of Cynocephalus volans (Philippine flying lemur), 4157 nucleotides long. It is a transcript of the gene RIT1, whose product is annotated as Ras like without CAAX 1. Gene Ontology annotation, cellular component: plasma membrane. The record is from RefSeq and is a predicted model, not a curated record. Gene Ontology annotation, molecular function: GTPase activity; GTP binding; calmodulin binding. NCBI's taxonomy places the organism in Eukaryota, Metazoa, Chordata, Mammalia, Dermoptera, Cynocephalidae. The transcript is spliced from 6 exons. Gene Ontology annotation, biological process: Ras protein signal transduction. Bases 175 to 834 code for a protein of 219 amino acids.